CUGGUGCCCACAGCAGCAGCUCCAUCUCCUGAGGAUGAGGUGGCCCAGGUGAAGUGUGGGCCAGGCCCCAUGGCCAGCUCGAGGACCGAGGUCCACUGGGCUGACCUGGGCCUGGAGAAGGGGCCCCGGCGACGGUGGAGGCGCUGGGCCUGGGCCGAGGAACAGGAGGAUGCCCAGGGGAGUGAUGCCCACGGCUGGGGAGAAGGGCCCUUUCCUAACACCACCAGCCCUGAGCUCCUGGAAGACUUUCGCCUGGUCCAGCAGCUCCUGCCACCCCUGGAGUGGAACCCACAGGCUGCUGGGCAACAGGAUUCUGAAUCCGAAGAGUCUGCAAGAGAGGAGAUCAAAGCGGAGGAUGUGGACUGCCCAGAAAGUUCCAACUUGCCACUCUACUGGUUCCCUCAGCAGGAUCGUCAAUCAGAUAUGACUGAAGAGGAGCUGGAUGAGGCCCUUGGAAGUCCUCAGGAGGCUGAGGAAGCUAGAGAGAGCUCCCCAAAGUCAGGGUACGAGGCUGGUCUCAACUCAGAGGGCAACGGAAGCCCCAGCUCUGUGGUGCUGGGUCAGGGUCAGGCCAGAGGCUGGGUGGCCUCUGGCAAUGAAGCCAGUGGGGACAAGCUUGCAGAACAUUCUGAAGUCAGCCCGUCUGUAAGGUCCUGGAGCAGUGGGACUGUGAGCCUCGGCCACCCCAGUGACAGCCUUGAUUCUACCUGGGAAGGAGAAAUCCAUGUCCCCCAGCCCACUGCUUUGGCAGAAACUGUACCACGGAGCUCCAACUGCCACCUCUUAAAUCCAGGAGACAGAACUAGAGGAAGUGUUGCUCAGGCAACCCCCACAGAAUUCCAUGACUCUUCACCACCCCCACCCCAGAGCCUUCAGUGUCCUGGAGAUGGAUGGAGAGACACCACCAGACUCUCCUACCUUCAGCCUGGGGACCAAGCCUGGAAACGGACAAAGAUACCCCCUAAGUCACUCCCUUCCCGAUUCACUGGCUCCACCACCCCUCCUAAUCCUCGGUCUAGGCCAGCCCGACAGAACAGACUGCCCAGGCAGGGAGCCACUCUGGCUGGCCGCUCUUCUUCUGAUGCCUCCAAGUAUGGUCGGGGGCGGCUGAAUUACCCGCUUCCUGAUUUCUCCAAGGUGGGACCCCGGGUGAGGUUCCCCAAAGAUGAGAGCUACCGCCCACCCAAGGCCAAGAGCCACAGCUGGCAGCCUCAGGGCCCUGCAAGGCCCCUGAUCUUCAAGUCGCCUGCCGAGAUUGUACGGGAUGUGCUGCUGGGCAGCAGAGAAGCCUCCCCAGCUACUAAGGACCCUCCUCCUGCCCACCCCGUGACCAGGGUACCCCAAGAGUUCCAGACACCAGAACAAGCCACCAAGCUGGUCCAUCAGCUCCAGGAGGACUACCACAAGCUCCUCACCAAGUAUGCUGAGGCCGAGAACACCAUUGACCAGCUGCGCCUUGGGGCCAAGGUAAACCUGUACUCGGACCCACCCCAGCCCAGCCACAGUGUCCAUAUGGGAACAGUGUCUCAGGGGACAAAGGUCUUGUCCUUCACCAUUCCACAGCCCCACACAGCCAAGUGGCAGGCAGGCACCAUGGAGGCCCCUCAGGCCUCUGAAGCCACAGGGUGGCAGUCAGCCCAAGGAGACCUGAGUCCCUCCUCACCUGUCAUCGUCCCCACCCCAGGGUGGCUUCCAGAGAACCAGGGUGUUGCCAAGAGCCAGCCUUCAGUGGAGCGGACCGAGGCACUGGCUUUGCAGGCCAGCCGGUUCCUGGCCAAGGUGGAGUCCUUUGAAGGCCUGGUACAUGCGGGACAGCUCACACCACAGGACCAACUCAAGGGCUUCCAGCGGCUGAAGGCUGCCCACACAGCUCUAGAAGAGGAGUACUUGAGGGCCUGCAGGGACCAGCACCUGGCCCAGCAGCCUGCCAGUUCCAAGGGGACGCCUGGGAAAUUUGAUCCUGGCAGGGAGCUGGAGGCGGAGAUAUUCCAGCUAGGAAUUCGCUUGGAAGAAUUCAAGAACCACAUGGAUCAGUACCAGCAGGAGCCUGAGCAGACAGGGUCAGACCCGGCUCUGGAUGGCCCUCCAGCCUUGCAUUCCCCCAGCCAGCCAGGGGGCCUGCUUUCUCCUUCUGGACAAGCCCUCAUGCCAGCCAGCCACACCUCCUACCCUGAGCCUGAUGCUACUGGAGCCGGCUCCUGCUCUUCACACGUGGACGUGGAGGUGAGCUGCACCAGCAGUGAGGCGGAGGACGGACCACGGCAGCUGCCAGCCCCACUCAGGCACAAGGAGCUUCAGAUGGAGCAAGAUUUCCAUGGCCUCCUGGAGCGGUAUAUCAGUGUGAAGUCCCUGCCGGAAGCCAGGAGGGUCGAGGAGGAAGAGGAGGAGCAGGGACGUACCCUGGAAGUUGAUGGGCCAGCCCCAGCUCCAGGGCAAGGAGAGGCCACCAAGCACAGCCCAAGGCAGCUCCCGGGACAGGCUGAGAGCACUCAGGGCACCCCCGUCAAGGAGACCAUGGAACAGAUGGUGCCUGUGAAGCCAUCGGGCACCAGAGACGGGUGCCCACCAGGCCUGGGUAGGGCCGAGGCAGCCCCUCCACGGCCUGGCAUGCUGCACCCGCCUCAAGGCAACAAGUCUGCGGCGUCCCACCAGAGCAGUAUGACCAGCUUGGCGGGAAGUGGCAUCUCUGAACGCCUUCCACAGAAGUCUUUCCACCAACCUGGCAGGCCCCACCCGGAGGAGCCCUGGAUGGCAUCCCCAGAGACAGACAGUGGCUUUGUGGGCUCAGAAACCAGCAGAGUAUCACCCAUCACACAGAUCCCAGAGCACCGACUCUCCCACAUCAGCACCCUGGGGACAUCAGGCCAGCCCUUCCCUGCAUCCGUGCCCCAGGAUGGAGCCUCCCACUCCAAGGCCAGGGGUCCUCUGGUCCCCAGAACAGCUGCUGAGCCCAGCACACCUAGGAGCCGAGCUCAGAGGUACCUCUCCAGCCCUGGCAAUCCUCUCCAGCAGAGGGCACCGAGCUCUCACCCAGAACGAGCUCUGGUGACAAAGAUGGCUGCCCCUUCCUCAGAGUUCAAGGGGCGAAAACGGAUUUCUGAACAGUGCCCCCGCAGCAGGGCACUGAGCCCGUCUCCCACCCCAGCCCCUACAGCUGCCCCACCGACACACAGACCCACAGAAACCACUUCCAGCCUCCUCCUCACCAGGACGGGGCGAGACCAGGCCAUCCGCGAGCUGCAAGAAGAAGUGUCCCAACUCCGCUUGCAGCUAGAGGACAGCCUACACCGGCCAUCUGAGGGCAGCCCGACACGCCCUGAGUCCAACCGCCCUGCUCGGACCCGGGACCGGCCAGCUGAUUCCUUGGUCACCUGGGGCUCCCACUAUGGCAGUAAAUCCACAGAGAGGUUGUCUGCUGAGCCUGGAGGUGCAGAGCAAGCCAUCCUCACAGGGAGGCGGAGAGCCAGGUCCUCCUCGGUGCCUCGGGCGGUGCCCCAGCUGUCCCUGACCUCUGAAUCUGAGCCAAACUCCCCCCGGCUCUUCUCUGAGAAGCGCAGGACUCCCGAGGACAAUCCACAGGCAGCUCAGGACAGAAUGAGAGGAGGGGGCAGUGCUGGACGGCCAGACAGGGUCACCUUCUGGGGCCACUACACAGGCCAGGAGUACCAUGUCCUGUCCCCCAAGACUGUCCAGAGAGGCAGGGGCAGAGUUUCCUGUCCCCACUGCUGGUCCAUUAGGACCCAGGACCCAGGCCGCGCUGCCACCAAGGACCCACCGGGGCCGUCUCCGACCGAUACUCCCCGGUGCCCCGUGUGUCAUCAAGUUGUGCCCCCCACGGAGAACGAUGGCCCAGACACAGCCACCUCUGGAGCAGAAAAGACCACCACAAAGAGAGACGCACCUUCCAAUUCCAGCCCCAGGCAGAAGAGCAAGCCACCGGCAGAGUCGCCCCAGCGCCCACCCGCGGGGCUGUGGUACCUGGCAGCCCUGCCUCCAGCACCGGCCCCUGCAGCCUUUGCCUAUGUGUCCUCAGUGCCCGUUGUGCCUUACUCACCAGCCACUGUGUACUAUGUGCCCCCAGGACCUACCUCAGCCCCCUCAGCCCGAGCAUCUGCAGAGUGGCCCCCUGAAGCCUCCUCCCGGCCGGCCACGGGGCACCGGCACUCCGUCCAGCUAGACCUGGCCAGCCUGGAGGAACUCAACAAGGCGCUGAACCGAGCUGUGCAGGCUGCCGAGAGCGUCCGCUUCACCACCAAGCAGAUGAGCCGCUCCCUGUCAGCCGACCUUCGCCAGGCCCGCAGCCUGCGGGGCUCCUGCCUCUUCUGA
Orycteropus afer afer is the source of this 4326-nucleotide messenger RNA. RefSeq names its product AT-hook transcription factor (gene AKNA). Gene Ontology annotation, biological process: epithelial to mesenchymal transition; neuroblast division in subventricular zone; neuroblast delamination. Gene Ontology annotation, cellular component: centrosome. NCBI's taxonomy places the organism in Eukaryota, Metazoa, Chordata, Mammalia, Tubulidentata, Orycteropodidae. The record is from RefSeq and is a predicted model, not a curated record.